Prorocentrum cordatum is the source of this 1155-nucleotide messenger RNA. The record is from the annotation of a GenBank genome assembly. NCBI's taxonomy places the organism in Eukaryota, Dinophyceae, Prorocentrales, Prorocentraceae.
GACGCGUGCGCGCUGGCCGCGGAGGCCUGGGCAGAAGCGGAGGACGCUGGCGGCUGCGGAGGCGCAGGCGGCGGCAGCAGCAGCGACGAGCUCUGCUCCAUGGCCGAGGAGCUGUGCAGGAAGUGCCAGACGAACGCGAGCGCCUUCCAGCCCGCGGGCAACCAGAGCGGCCUCGCGGCCGCCCUGGAGGGCUCCGAUCCUGCCGACACCGAGGGCAUGUCGCUGGCGGAGCUCGACAGCGGGGCGCUCCAGAUGAAGUGUGCAUUCGCGGGUAAAACGGAGUGGAACCAGGUGCACUGCAAGCAUUGCGGUGCUCACUGGCAGACAGGCGAGAAGAAGAAGGCCAGGAAGGGCAAAGGGACUGACCGAGAUGGUUGGAACCAAGGUAAGCUGGGCGAUUUUCCUCCUGGGCUUGGCGGCAAGGUUCCGUUGCCAGUCGGAGCCCAGGCAGGAGGGAAGGACCCAGUGCCAGAUUUAUCCAUUGAGGAUGUGCGACAAAUCAUCGAGUUGGCCAACAAAGGGAAGAAUGCUCCCCUCGCACAGUACUACGAGUCGGUCUUGGUGGCCAAGGACCGCACCGCAGUCUCCCCACAGGUUCGUGCUGACCAAGCAAAUCGUUCCAUCGUCAAGUUGGAAGGGGAGCUGCGGGUCCAGACCACGACGCUGGCAGAUAUGCACGAGCAGGUGCAGAAGCAGCAGGAGGUCGUGUCCACCACCAUGGCUGAGCUGGCGGCGCAGGAGGAGAUUUACAAGCAGGCGAUCACCGAGCUCCACUGCACCAUAUCCUCAGCUCAGCCUGAGGGUGCCGCAUCAGCCAAGAAGGUGGUCUCCUUGGGUGAUAUUCUCAGUGGCAAGGACACCGAUUGGGACUUAUCGUGCGGUGAUGAUUUAUUCGGGUUGGGAGAAUAUAUUGAUCUGCAGGGGUCCGAUGUCAAAGAAGCUAAAGAUCGGGAGGCUCGACCCAAAACUCAGUUUAGGGAGUUGGCCACCAACCUGUUCGGCGAGCUCAAGGCCAAGGCCGAGGGCGCCCAGAAGGAGCAGGAAGAACUACGGGCCCGACUUGCGGGCAAUAAGGAGCGGCGUGAGAAGGCCCAAGCUCUCCUGGCCAAGGGUAUCGGCAAGAGCAAGGAAGUCGAGGGCCAGGCGAGUCUUUAG